Messenger RNA from Xiphophorus couchianus (Monterrey platyfish), 7025 nucleotides. RefSeq names its product kinesin family member 16Ba (gene kif16ba). The transcript has 26 exons. The record is from RefSeq and is a predicted model, not a curated record. Gene Ontology annotation, biological process: microtubule-based movement. Bases 473 to 6757 code for a protein of 2094 amino acids. Gene Ontology annotation, molecular function: phosphatidylinositol binding; ATP binding; microtubule binding. NCBI's taxonomy places the organism in Eukaryota, Metazoa, Chordata, Actinopteri, Cyprinodontiformes, Poeciliidae.
AGGCCUUCCAUAAAUCCUAUUGUUUUUAUCAGCUGAUGAAGCAGCCGGUCACGCUAAGCUAGCGGUCUGCCGAUGACCGGGAUCCGGGACGUGAUCCGGUUCAUGCCGCGGCUGUGACUCGGUGCUCCCCGGCUCCGAUAACAUUUAUCCAGGCAGGAAUUCCUCGCCUCCUCCCCCAUUGCUAUCAACAGAGUUUGGCCGUCAGACCGCCGGUUAUCUCCGGACCUUUGCCCCCUGCUCUGUUAGCCAGGAGCUAGCUGCUGCUGCCGCCGCUGCUGCUAUAAAGAGGAGCGGGAAGCCGGAGGCUGAGUGACCGGGACAGCGCGCGCUGCAGCGGGAUGAAAGAUGGCGUCUGUCCGGGUGGUUGUGCGGGUCAGGCCGAUGAACAGGCGUUUGCGGCUGGUUUUGGCCUUAAUGCGGGGCAGCAGGUGUCCGCAGGGAGAAAGAGCUGGAGGCCAAAUGCAUCAUCAGGAUGGAGGGAAGCAAGACCAGCAUCACUAACCUGAAGGUCCCAGAGGGCGUGGUCGGCGACUCGAUGAGGGAACGGAUCAGAACCUUCACCUACGAUUUCUCCUACGACUCGACGGACGGACGGAGCCGCGCCUUCGUCUCCCAGGAAACGGUGUUCGGGGACCUGGGCUCCGACGUGCUGAAGGCGGCCUUCGAGGGAUACAACGCCUGCGUGUUCGCCUACGGACAGACCGGAUCCGGGAAGUCCUACACCAUGAUGGGCGUCCCAGGCGACGCCGGUCUGAUCCCCAGGAUCUGCGAGGGUCUGUUCAGUCGGAUCGCUGACGCGUCGCGGCGAGACGAAGCUUCGUUCCGCAUCGAGGUCAGCUACCUGGAGAUCUACAACGAGCGAGUCAGAGACCUGCUGAGGAGGAAGUCCAGCCACACCUACAACCUGCGGGUCCGCGAGCAUCCCAAGGACGGGCCGUACGUGGAAGACCUGUCCAAACACCUGGUGCAGAACUACAGCGACGUGGAGGAGCUGAUGGAGGCGGGGAACAUCAACCGUACCACCGCCAGCACCGGCAUGAACGACGUCAGCAGCCGCUCCCACGCCAUCUUCACCAUCAACUUCACGCAGGCCAAGUUUGACGCAGAGAUGCCGAGCGAGACGGUGAGUAAGAUCCACCUGGUGGACCUGGCCGGCAGCGAGCGCGCCGACGCCACCGGCGCCACCGGCGCCCGGCUGAAGGAGGGCGGGAACAUCAACAAGUCGCUGGUCACGCUGGGAAAUGUCAUCUCCGCUCUGGCCGACAUGGCGCCGGACGGCGGGAACGCCAACCAGAAGAAGAAGACGGUUUUCGUCCCCUACAGAGACUCGGUGCUGACCUGGCUGCUGAAGGACAGCCUGGGCGGGAACGCCAAGACCAUCAUGAUCGCAACCAUCUCCCCCGCCGACGUGAACUACGGCGAGACGCUCAGCACUCUGCGCUACGCCAACCGAGCCAAGAACAUCAUCAACAAACCCACCGUCAACGAGGACUCCAACGUCCGGCUGAUCAGGGAGCUGCGGGCGGAGAUCGCCCGGCUCAAGGCGCUGCUGCUGCAGGGAAACCAGAUCGCUCUGCUGGACUCGCCCACGGCUCUGAGCAUGGAGGAGAAGCUGCACCAGAACGAGGCCCGGGUUCUGGAGCUGACCAAGGAGUGGACCAACAAAUGGAACGAGACGCAGAACAUCCUGAAGGAGGAGACGCUGGCUCUGAGGAAGGAGGGCAUCGGCGUGGUUCUGGACUCGGAGCUGCCUCACCUCAUUGGCAUCGACGACGACCUGCUCAGCACCGGCAUCAUCCUUUACCACCUGAAGGAGGGACGGACGUACGUGGGCCGGGAGGACGCAUCCGGCGAACAGGACAUCAUUCUGCACGGCCUGGACCUGGAGAGCGAGCACUGUGUGUUUGAGAACCAGAACGGGACGGUUACCCUGGUGCCGCUCGGCGGGGCUCAGUGUUCAGUCAACGGGGUUCUGGUGGCGGCGCCGGUCCAACUCAACCAGGGAGCCGUUAUUCUGCUGGGCCGGACCAACAUGUUUCGCUUCAACCAUCCGAAGGAAGCGGCCAAGCUCAGGGAGAAAAGGAAGAGCGGCCUCCUGUCCUCGUUCAGCCUGUCCAUGACGGACCUGUCCAAGUCCUGUGAGAACCUGUCCACCGUGAUGCUCUACAACCCGGGUCUCUUCACUCAGAAGGGCCCCGUCUUCCUCAGGCUGGAGUUCGAGAGGCAGCAGAGAGAAGAGCUGGAGAAGCUGGAGAUGAAGAGGAGGCUGAUCAAGGAGAUGGAGGAGAAGCAGCUGAGUGAGAAGGCGGAGCUGGAGCGCCUCCAGCAGGAGGUGGAGAGUCAGCGCAAGGAGUCGCAGGAGGUGCAGCAGCGCAUCCUGCGGCAGGAGGAGAGCCUGCGCCGCCGCAGCCAGGACAUCGAGAGCCGCCUGCGGGACUUCCUUGCCGAGAAGGAGCGCUUCGAGGAGGAGCGGCGCUCUGAGGUCCAGGAGGUGGCGCUGCAGCGCAGGAAGUUGCAGCAGGAGGAGGAACGAGAGGUGGAGGAGCAGACGGAGAUCUGCCGCGAGCUGCAGCGGCUGCAGAGGGAGCGCGAGGAGCAGCAGGCGCGCCUGGAGGCGGAGCGGCGGCGGCUGGAGGAGCAGGAGCGGGAGCAGCUGAGUCUGGUCUCCCGGCUGGAGGAGCAGCUGCGGGAGGCACAGGAGGCGGCGGCAGCGCUGCUGGCCAGAGAUGAUGCGCGGCGCUUGGAGGAGGAGCGGCGUGCGCUGGCGGAGAUCAGGGAGGCGCUGCUGCGCGCCAAGGAAGCCGCCGAGCGCACGGACGGCGAGGACGCCGCUAAGGAGGCGCGCUCUGUCCAGAAGCAGUACCUCGCCUUCAAGGAGGCGCAGGUGGACGAGCUGCGGCGGCUGCAGGAGGCGCUGCAGCAGCAGAGGGAGCUGCUGCAGCAGGAGGUGACAGCAGAGAGGAGCUCGCUGCAGCAGCUCGCACGCAGCCUGAAGGAACGCCAGCAGAGGGCACCGCAGGAUGGCGGCGGCCAGGAGGAGACGGCGGUGCUCCGCCAGGCGCAGCACCGCCUGCACUUCAAGGAGCGGCAGCUGGCCAACAUGGCCGCCAGUGUGCUGCCGGCGCUCGUGGAGGAGCAGCAGCGGGCGCAGGAGGUGCUGCAGCGGCGCGGUGGCGUGGCGCCGGCCGGCCUGGACAACACGCUGUUCCAGGUGGAGAAGGAGCUGGAGGAGACGCAGGACAAGCUGCACCUGCACUGGAACGGCGCGCAGCAGCUGCAGCAGCUGCAGGAGAGCUGCGAGUUCACGGCCAACGUGGCGCGGCAGGAGGAGAAGGUCCGGCGCAAGGAGAGGGAGAUCCUGGCCUGGAGGGAGGCGCAGCAGCGGGAGGCGCUGGAGCAGGCCGUGGCCCGGCUGGAGCGCCGCCACGCCGCCCUGAGGCCCGACCGGCGCCACGCCCAGCCGGACCUCCGCAGGGUGGAGCAGGAGAUCCAGGAGCUGCGGCGGCACAUCAGCGAGAGCGAGAACCAGAACCGGGCCCAGUCGGUCGGAACCGAGGAGAAGAUGGGUCACAGCAGCUCCCCGGUCGGACACAUGCAGAGUCUGAACCCGCUGCUGCCGCUGUCUGAUGACAGCAGGAUCAACGCCUACAUCGAGGAGGAAGUGCAGCGACGACUGAGGAAGAUGAACUUCCUGAACGGCGGCGGCGUGGAUCUGUCCGUGUCCUGCGACUCUCUCAGGGACGAGGAGGAAGUUAGCGACUGUAGCUCUCUUAGGCUAACAGACGAGGAAGAGGAAAAACUGCAGAACAUAAAUCCACGAAGGCUGAAGUAUGAGAACGCCUGCUGGUCUAACCUCCUGGCUCCUCCGGGGUUUGAGGCAAACUCGCACCUCGACGUCCAGAACGUGUUUGAGGAACCAAAGACUGAACUCCUGGAGCCUCGGGGAGAAAAACGGCUGGAGUCCUCUGAUAAACUCCUGAUCGAAAAACAUCUGGACAAGGAAAAAUGGUGGGAAGGAGAAGUAAACAUUCUUGGAAGGAAGGAGUUCCAAGCUGUUUGUGGCCCUGAUUGUUGCUACAAAGCGACCAACCAACUGAGUGGAACCAACAACAUGACCGGUUAUUAUAUCCUCUCUAAUUCUGAGGAUCUGGGGAAAAUGUUGAACAAAACAUUUUAUUCUGAGAAAACAAUCAAUGAUCAGACAUUUGAAGACCCAGAACUUUCAAAGCUUCAGAUCAGUCACAAACAAGAUUCACAAGAAGAGGUCAAAGGUUCAGUGAAGCUGGAAGCAGAGGAUUUAUCGGCCCAUCUGUACCACCAAUUAGAGGAUCUCAAAAAUGCCAAGAACCAAGCCCAGAACGUUCUCAGUCAUGCAGCACAGGAGUUGGAUCUUUCAAAACUGCAAGGUUCUGGCGAGGAGUUAAUAGAGUCUGAGCAAGUUUGGAAAGCCGACGCUAACGAAGAGAUGAAGCAAGAAGUGGAGAAGCUCCUGGACUGUGAGAGCCGUGUUUCAGACGACAUCGACGUUCAAAAUCAGGUGGAACCUUUCGAUUCUCACAUCUCUGACGAUUUUAUCAACUUUGGACAGGACUCAAAACAUGACUCCUACCAACCGAUGAACCAAAUGUUGGAUAGGAAGAACGUUUUAGACCAGCUUGAAAAUGUCAAGAAUGGAGCUGAUGAAACAGAGAGAGCAGAUAAGUCUGAACUGUUAAAGCCUCAAAGCUCUGGCAGCGAGUUUAUCAUCUCUGAGCAAGAUCCAGCAGACGCCGGCAAUGGUCCAGCUAAGCUAGAGGAGUCAGACAAUGGGAACAACUUCCUGGAGAACCUUGAAAAUGUCAAAAAUCAAAGGUUAAACCUGGAAGGCGAUGAAGAGUUGGAACAAGACAAAGAGGUAUCAGCAAAGCAAGAACUGACCAACAGGAGCUACAUUUGGGAUUAUGUUUCUAAAGUCGGGAGCCAAACUCUGCACCCGUGGACGACCAGAGAGUCUGACCUGCUCAAGUGGCUGAGUUCUGGUCGAGACUAUAUCAGCUCCAAGCAGGACACGAGGUCAGUCAGUGAUGAAACAGAAGAAGACGGAGGUGAUGCUGCAGAAAGGGUAUCCUCCACCAGGAAUAACGUUUGGGAUUAUAUUGCAAAGGUUAGGAAUCAAACCCUUCACCCCUGGAGGUCAGAUGGGCCUGAGAGUCAGGAUAUCCAUGCCAUCAGUGGUCUCAACAAACGAGAGGAAAAUGAAAAACUAGUGAACAUGACGACCAGUAAGUCAAACCUUUGGGACUAUGUUACAAAAGUCAAGAACCAGGCCUUGUACCCGUGGAGAGCAGGGGAAGCAGAACUUCCCAGCGGUCAACCAACAACAUUACAGAGCUCAGAAAAAGGUUCCAGCCAAGAUCCAAGUGAGACGAACAGGAGCCACGUUUUAGGAUACUUCACAGGAAAACUUUCAGAUGUUUACAAAGAUGCAGAGAGACGAAUUCAGGGCACAAGAGAUUUCAUCCGAAAUGUGGGAGUCGACGAUAUGAAGUAUGCCGUUUCUCAGUACGUCACCAUGAGGUCCAGGGAUUUUCCACUGAUCCAGACAACAAAACUUGCACCAAAACCUCACUCUGUUCUGGAAAACAAAGUCUCCUUGGUGGAUCUGUCCAGUACCGCUCAAGGGAUUGGUUUGAAUGCCAUGUCAUUGUGGCCGAAGGGCUCUGUGUCCUCGAUCAGAAAUGCCGGUCCAGAGGACUUCCGCCCAGAGGAGUUUUAUCAGAGUCUAAUUGAGUUGCCACCAGCUCUGGCACAGCUUCAUAGUCUGUCAUUCCAGCAGGUCAUUGACAGAACUGAACCUCUGUCUUCUCAAAGACCAGGUAGGAGGAUCCUGAGCAUCUUCUGGCUCAGAGCGGCUAGCUUUGACCAACCCAGUCCAGAACCAGUCUGCCUCCUUCUGUCAGAACAGGACCUGACGGUAGUUUCAGCUGGCCAGGACUCAUCGGACACCCUCCGUCUCUUCCAUCACUUUGACCUUAUGGAGAUCCGGGAGGUCCAGAUCAGCUUGGCAGGGCAGCAUGUCCGUCUGAUCGGAUCCAGGGAUGACUCGGUUCUGGCGGUCUUCACUCACAACCAGGAGCUCACACAGGAGUUCUGUAAGGCGGUGCUGAAGGCUCGCUGUCCGGAGACGUUCUCUGAGGUGACGGAGAGUCACCCGCUGCUGUCGCAGGACCUCGUGGCUCUGUCUCUGGAUUGGACCUCCCGGGUUCCUGACAUCGUCUCAGACAUUGGUCUGAACCUCACUUCCAGGUUCAAGCGGGUCCUAGCGGACCUGCUCUACAUCGUCCACGGGAACAUGGACGGCCCCGGCAAACCUUCCCUGGCGGACAUUCGUCCUCUGCUCUACAGCAGCGUCCGGCUGCACCAGGACUCUCUGCUCCAGUUCCUCCUGACCGACACUCACGUUGCUCUCCUGCAGGAGGACGGAGUGUUUCACCCGGCGCCGCGGGGCUCCAGCCGGGUUCCCGUCCAGCCGCAGUUCCAGGGACUGAAGCUGCGGCGGCGUUCGGACAUCCGGUGUCUGCUGGUCAGGAGGAACGAGGCCUGCUUCAACGUCGACAUCGUCUUCACGAAUCGCAAUCAGCAAACUCCGAAACGGAAGGUGGAGCCAAGGCGGCGCUCCGCCGACGUUCCCUCCCGCGGCGCUCGGUGUGAAUCCUGGAAGUUAAGUUUCGGCUGCUCUGCAGAAGCUCAGAUCCUCAUCAACCAUCUGUGCAUCUGAAGAUGGAGCCAGCAGAUAGAUUAAAGACCUAAAACACGAAAUUUAAAAUGUUUUUAACUUUUUAGUAGCUUAUUGAAAUCACAAAGACUGAAUUUAAACCUGCAACAGAGAAUCUGCUGCUGACUGAAGAUGAAUGUUUGUUUACAAAGGGGGAAUGAUGAAGUCAUUCACUGUUUUUAUUAUUUCACAGCCAAAUACAUCAACGUUGAAUUUUGCACAGCGUGUUUGUAAUUGAUUUGAAACUAAAUAAAGAUUUUAUCCGUUUUAA